Molecule: messenger RNA, 1724 nt
Organism: Actinia tenebrosa (Australian red waratah sea anemone)
Lineage: Eukaryota; Metazoa; Cnidaria; Anthozoa; Actiniaria; Actiniidae
Source: RefSeq, a predicted model, not a curated record
UGAACGAGUAUAAACAAUAUAUGCAUGUAUGUGUAAAGAGAGGUGUGUGUGUGUAUAUUGAGACUACAUCGCACUAAAAUACGAAAUAAUGACUUCGACGAGAAAUGGCUAUAGUCCGCGGACAUCGGGGUCAGGCGAAUCAUACCGAGGGUGGCCAUUAAGAUACGAGGUUCAACAACCUUCGCGAUUUAUCGGGGACAUCUUCCCAUGCACCGUGUUCCCCAGAAGAUUUCGUAUUUCAUGGUCAUUUGUUAGUAUUCUGGAAAUCACUCUCUUAGCUGUCCUGGCAGUUGCUUAUUUGGCUUUGAGCGAGCGGGUUUUAAAGGAGAUGCUGCCAGCGGAUGACAAACGAAUCAAUGAACUUGCUGAAUGGAUGUUGCGUCUUUUUGGCAGCCUUCUUAUUAUGCAGGUAACGUUUCUUUUGUGUGGGAUUGCAUUUGGCGAAGUCAGUGCAAGGAAGAUUAUCUAUUAUGGACUUUUGACWGGCAAUAUCCUGUCAGUUGCAAUGUAUGCAGCAUUCGUGCAUAGCAUGUCUGAGUGGAAUGCAAUCAACGUCAGCUUCGUGGUAGUGAUGUCGACAUUUACGAUGUUCAGAAUUAUUGUAUUAGUUCUCAAUCCACGUUGGUGGGUCUGGAAGAUAAGGCCGCUAACGUAAUCAAAUUGAAUUCGAUUCAAAAAAUUUGCACUCAAGUUUAACGAAAGUUGCAGCAGAGAUGAUCAUGAUGCUGAGAAUUCAAUUCAUGGCCGUUACAAGCUAAACAUGAAGAUCCGAGAAUGCCAUUAGUGACAUUAAUAGUAGAGUCAUGUAAAACAGAAAUCAAAACUUUGAAUGCACAAGUCAUGCAAUCAAAGACCACCAAUGAUAGUAAUAUUUUACAUUCAUAGAGAAAUCAAACUGUGCAGCAAGCAAUGCAUGGGUGACCAAACAAACAUAUUAUUGAAACGGAUUUACUGGAUUAAUGUAGUCAUCACUAAAAUCCAAAUUUUAUUUGAAUAUUGCAACACAAUAAGAAAAAAUUGUAGAAAAUUUCCUAAUUUAUGAGUAAUUUUUAUCUUGUAAAUAUUUUUUGUCUCACGCGUUGGUCGUGCGCCAAUCGAGCUCUGGCGCCCUUCAUAGGCUGCCUAUAUUUGCCUUCGAAUUCACACUCUAACGAACAUUAUAUUACUGUAAAGCAGAAAAUUGUUUUCGCAUAGCAAAAAGUAGGAUUAUUCUGAUGUAAAGGCCGAUUUGUAGUUGGCGCUAAAGAAGCAAAAUAGCUCCAAAACUUUUAAAAGCUCCAGUUACUUUUAAGACAAAUAAUUUACUUUCUUCAAAGUUUAUAAUAUUAGAAAAUUAAUCAUCUAUGACAAGUCGAUAGGUUAUAUAAAGUUCACUGCACUAGUAAUAAUAAUAAGAGUCAUAUUCACGAAAUCAAAAAUUGUAGGAAAAUAAGAAGUAACAAAUUAAUGUACUUCAAAAAAUUCAUCUAAAUAAAGAUAUUCUAUAUUAGAAUGCAUAAUUUAAAUAUUAGAUAUUUAUCCUGUAACAAUAUGCAAAGUAAAUUGUUUUUAUUGAUUGGGUGAUUGUUUUCUUUGUUACUUUGCACAGUAAGGUGUCGCGCGCUCUAGUGAAUACAUGUUAACAAAAAAGCGCGCAAAACAGGAAAACUAUGAAUUAAUUGCAUUGAAUUAAUUGGUUCAAUAACUCAGUAACUACCGUUGAAUAAAUGGAAAUAUAAAUGUGA